Molecule: messenger RNA, 2762 nt
Organism: Chlorocebus sabaeus (green monkey)
Lineage: Eukaryota; Metazoa; Chordata; Mammalia; Primates; Cercopithecidae
Source: RefSeq, a predicted model, not a curated record
UGAAGGUUGAACCAUCGCGUCUGCGCUUGCCAGUUCUCUUGGCGCUGCUAUACCCGCGACGUGGGGUCCCCACAGACCGACUCCUGUUUCUCAACCCAGAGCAAAUUGAGACGUCCGGGUGAGAGUCGAGAUGGGCGUUCACCAUGUUGCUCAGGCUGGUCUCCAACCCCAGGGCUCAAAGGAUCCAGUCUCAUCGGCCUCCCGAAGUGCUGGGAUUUCAGGUCUUGCUGUGGGACGUUCUUAUCUCUGCAUGAUCUCUGGUGCAGUGGGCAGCAGAGGACCAUCUUUCUCUCGGGAUUUCCAAAGACUCCUGUUACAUGAGGAAGCCACCAAGAAGAGCAAAGAAAAAGAUCCAGGGAUGGCUCUUCCUCAGGGACGCGUGACUUUCAGGGAUGUGGCUAUAGAAUUCUCAUUGGCGGAGUGGAAAUGCCUGGACCCUGUGCAGAGGGCUUUAUACACGGCCGUGAUGUUGGAGAACUACAGGAAUCUGGAGUUUGUGGAUAGCUUUUUAAAAUUCGUGAUGGAGUUCUCAUCAACUGGGCACAGUAAUACAGGAGAAGGGUUCUACACAGGGACAUUGGAAAGACAUAAAAGUCAUCCCAUUGGAGAUUUUUGCUUCCCAGAAAUCAAAAAAGAUAUUCAUCACUCUGAGUUUCAGUGGCAAGAAGUUGAAAGAAAUGGCCAUGAAGCACCUAUGACAGAAACCAAAGAGAUGACGGGUAGUACAGACCGACAUGAUCAAAGGCAUGCUGGAAACAAGCCUAUUAAAGAUCAGCUUGGAUCAAGCUUUCAUUCACAUCUGCCUGAACUGCACAUAUUUCCGACCGAAGGGAAAAUUAGUAACCAAGUGGACAAGUCUGUCAGUGGUGCUUCCUCAGCUUCAACACCCCAAAGAAUUUCUUGUAGACUCAAAACCCAUAUUUCUAAUAAGUAUGGGAAGAAUUUCCUCCAUUCUUCAUUAUCCACACAAAUACAGGAAGUACGCAUGAGAGAAAAACCUUGCCAAAAUAAUGGGUGUGGCAAAGCGUUUAAUUAUAGCUCACUCUUAAGGAGCCAUCACAUAACCCAUUCAAGAGAGAAACAAUAUAAAUGUGAUGUAUGUGGCAAGAUCUUUAAUCAGAAGCGAUAUCUUGCAUGUCAUCGUAGAUGUCACACUGGUAAGAAAACUUACAAGUGUAAUGAGUGUGGGAAGACCUUCAGUCAGAAGACAACUCUUACAUGCCAUCGUAGACUUCAUACUGGAGAGAAACCUUACAAGUGUAAUGAGUGUGGCAAGAUGUUCAGUGAGAAGUCAUCCCUUAGAUGCCAUUGUAGACUUCAUACUGGAGAGAAACCUUACAAGUGUAAUGAAUGUGGCAAGUCUUUCCGUCGAAAUUCAGGCCUUGUAAUUCAUAAGGCAAUUCAUAGUGAAGAGAAACCUUACAAGUGUAAUGAGUGUGGUAAGACCUUCCGUCAGAAGUCGUACCUUCAAUGUCAUCAUAGACUUCAUACUGGAGAGAAACUUUACACAUGUAAUGAAUGUGGCAAGGUUUUUAGUAGAAGACAAAACUUUGCACAUCAUCAUAGACUUCACACUGGAGAGAAACCUUACAAAUGUGAGGAAUGUGACAAAGUUUUCAUUCGCAGAUCACAGCUUGAAACACAUAGGAGAAUUCACACUGGAGAGAGAUCAUACAAAUGUCAGGUUUGUGACAAGGCUUUCUGGAAAAAGUCGUGCCUUGUACACCAUAAGAGAGUUCAUACUGGGGAGAAACCGUACAAGUGUAAUAAAUGUGGCAAGACCUUCAGUCAGAAGUCAAAUCUUCAAUGUCAUCAUACACUUCAUACUGGAGAGAAACCUUACACAUGUAAUGAAUGUGGCAAGGUUUUUGGUAGAAAAGCACACCUUGCGCGUCAUCAUAGAAUUCAUACUGGAGAGAAACCUUACAAAUGUGAAGAAUGUGACAAAGUUUUCAGUCGCAAAUCACACCUUGAAAGGCAUAAGAGAAUUCACACUGGAGAAAAACCAUACAAAUGUAAGGUGUGUGACAAGGCUUUCCGGAGUGAUUCAUGCCUUGCACAACAUCAGAGAGUUCAUACUGGAGAGAAACCUUACAAGUGUAAUGAAUGUGGCAAGGUUUUUAAUCAAAAAGCACACCUUGCACAACAUCAGAGAGUUCAUACUGGAGAGAAACCUUACAAGUGUAAUGAGUGUGACAGAGCCUUUAGUGGGAAGUCAACACUUAUUCACCAUCAAGCCAUCCAUGGAGAGAAAUCUCACAAGUGUGAUGAUUGUGACAAAGCCUUUACUUCACAUUCACAAAUCAUGAGGCAUCAGAGAAUCCAUACUGGAUAGAAAUCUUAAAUGUCAUAAGGGCGGCAAGGUCUUCAGUCUGGGUACUCCAUGCAGAACAUCAGAAAAUUCAUUUUUGAGAUAAUUGUUCCAAAUAAAAUGAAUAUAGAAAAUCAUAAAGCUUUAAUUGACAUUAGAGUCAACUCCGCAUUGACUUGAGUUUAAGUUGACUUAACAUUGAGUUCAAGCAUUAAUUGACAUGAAAAGUGGUAAUGUUAAGAAGAAUGGGCCAGGCGUGGUGGCUCAUGCCUGUUAUCCCAGCACUUUGGGAGACCAAGGCAGGUAAAUCACUUGAGGUCAGCAGCCUGGCCAACAGCCUUGAGCCACUUUAGCCAGCCUGGUUUCAAUUUUUAUUUUUUGAGAUACUCUUGUCGCCCAGGCUGUAGUGCAAUGACAUGAUCUCAGCUCACUGGAACCUCUGCCUCCUGCA